UCGUCAUGUGACCAAACACGGAAGUAAUCAUGCUGAUAUUGUCUACAUUUGUGACACAAAUGUAUUACAAAGUUUCUUUUCUUGUGCGUGUUUUCUUCAGGUGUUUGUGAUAUGCCAGACCAGCUAUGGUGAUAUGUUUCUUAAUCCACACGGUGUGUCCGGUGAGCGCGCUGUCCGCGGGCGAGAGUCGGAUACUGUAUGCGCGCGUGUUCGGACCGGAGACCGGAGCCGGUAAAUUCACACCGGAGCAGAGACGACUGAUGCACGUGGAGAAACUCCACGUGUUAGCGAGGCCGGUGAGGAGUGCUGUGGCUCAGAGUAGGGAGGCCUCAGGAGGUUUGUGUGUGGAGUCAGUGCUGGGUGAGGAGGCUGUGGCUCUGGGUGAAGCUGACAGCGGCGUGUUUUCCCUGGGCAAUGCAGAGCUCUUUCCAGAGCGGAGUCUUGUUCUGUGGCUUGAGGUUCAGUCUCUAGCGUUCACUCUGCUCUGUAGACCACACGAGAACCUCCUGCUCGCCGAGGGAGGGCUUCGCAACAUUGCACGUCACUGCCUGGAGGAGCUACGUCUGCUGGGACCUGGUGCUGAGGUGUUGCUGAAAAGUGAUCGCGUGGAUGCGUUGUUGCACAGAUUGCUUCCCCAUGGUCAGCUCCUCUUCCUCAACCACCGCUUUGACCUCACCCUGGAUAAAGAGAUAGCGAGCUACAUGAGCAAAUGAAACAGUGUGUGUACUGGCAUAACCAUGAGGAUUUGCCACAUAUUUAGAGAUUAAUAUAUAAACUACCUGAUAAAUCGAGGAUGUUCUGAUUUAAGAGAUUUGGAGGAACCACUUCUCCUUGCACCCACAAAGUGUAUUGUGAACUGUUUUUUCCCUUUGAAGAAACCAGAAGGCACAUGUUCUGAAACUUUAAUUGCAGUUUGACAUAUAUUAGAUGGAAGAAAGUCCCAACCUGCUCUAAAAAAGCAGCAGAGCUUUUGAUAUAUCAGUGAGAGAUUCUUUAGAGCUUAUUCAAGUAAAGCUCUUUACACAUUUGAUCUCUCAGGCAGAAUGACUUUGGAGUACCUGAUUAACUGGCCAUAAAUGGUCAAUUGAUAACAUUGUUCAGUGAAUUUCUUGUUAAUUAAAAUCUGAAUUUAUAUUAUCAUUGCUGUCUGGCUGGGUCAAAAUAAAACCAUCGGAGUAUAUAUAU
Molecule: messenger RNA, 1185 nt
Organism: Cyprinus carpio (common carp)
Lineage: Eukaryota; Metazoa; Chordata; Actinopteri; Cypriniformes; Cyprinidae
Product: AP-5 complex subunit sigma-1
Biological process (GO): endosomal transport; double-strand break repair via homologous recombination
Cellular component (GO): lysosome; late endosome; AP-type membrane coat adaptor complex
Source: RefSeq, a predicted model, not a curated record